AUGCCUGGUAAGAAGAAUAAACAGGCUAGAACCAAAGAAUCAGAUCCAAUUGAAUUAUUAAAACGAACUGCUACAGCAAUUAAUGAUAAUCCAAAGGGAUACAAUUCAGCAUUUCCAUUGAGUGGAUUUAAAACUCCAAAAUUAGAUUCAAAAAGAUGGGCGGAAGUUGAAAAAAUUGGAUAUGGAGAAGAUAAAUCUUAUCAUUAUAGAAAUCCUGGUGAAACAUUAGCAGAAAAUGGUAUUUAUGAUAUUUAUUCAAAUAAAUUUGAUCCAUAUCCAGCAUGGAAUCCACCUGAAAAUGUUCCUAUCACAAGGGAAGAAAUUGAAGCAAUUUUUUUACAGUUGACUGCAAUAUUUGGAUUUCAAUUUGAUAAUACAAGAAAUAUGUUUGAUUAUUUAAUGAGAUUAUUAGAUUCAAGAGCUUCAAGAUUAGGUCCAGAACAUGCACUAAGAUCAGUUCAUGCAGAUUAUAUCGGUGGAUUUAAUGCGAAUUUCAGAAAAUGGUAUUUUGCAGCUCAAAUGGAUAUUGAUGAUUUUGUUGGGUUUGAAAAUGUUAAACAUGGGAAAAUUAAAGAUGUCAAUGAAGCAAUACCAACUCUUGAAACUGCUGAAGAACAAUGGUCAGCAAAUAUGCAUGCUUUAUCACCUACAUAUUCAGUCAUUCAAUUAGCUUUGUAUUUGUUAAUAUGGGGUGAAGCAAAUAAUGUCAGAUUCAUGCCAGAAUGUAUUUGUUUUAUUAUGAAAUGUUGUAAUGAUUAUUAUUUUUCAAUUGAUCCAGAUGUACCAAUAAAAAAAGUUACAGAGAGUUUUUUAGAUCAUAUAAUCACUCCAUUAUAUAACUUUUUCAGAGAUCAAUUAUAUGUUUCAAUUGAUGGGAAAUAUCAUAGAAGAGAUAAAGAUCAUGAGUCAGUCAUUGGAUAUGAUGAUAUGAAUCAAUUAUUUUGGUAUUCAAAAGGUUUGGAAAGAUUAGUUUUAUCGGAUAAAAGAAAAUUAAUGAGUCUUCCUCCAGGUGAAAGAUAUGCAAAAUUAAAUGAAGUUCAAUGGAAUAAAGCAUUCUAUAAAACUUUCAAAGAAAAAAGAAGUUGGUCUCAUGUACUUGUCAAUUUUAAUAGAGUUUGGAUAAUUCAUUUAUCAAUGUUUUGGUAUUAUACAGUUUUUAAUUCUCCAACUUUAUAUACUCAUAAUUAUCAGCAAGCUUUAGAUAAUCAACCAACAACUCAAGCUAGAUUAUCUGCACUCUCACUUGCAGGAUCUAUUGCUUUAGUAAUCAACGCAGUAAGUUUAUUUUAUGAAUUAUCUUAUAUCCCAAGAAAAUGGCAUGGAGCUCAAUCAAUUGCAUCACGAAUCUUUUUCACAAUUUGUUCAAUUUUGAUUAACACUGGUCCAUCUGUUUACUUAUUUGGUUUUACUGCACUCGAUUCAGAAUCAACUUUAGGUAUAACUUUAGCAUCUUUACAAUUUGCCUUUUCCAUGUUCAUUGUUAUUCAUUUGUCAUUAUCACCAUUGGGUAAAGUCUUUCUGAAAUCUUCCAAAAGAAGUGAUAGGAAGCUUCUACCUCAUAAAACUUUUCUAACCAACUUUUAUUUGUUAACUGAUACUGAUAAAAUUGCAUCUUAUGGAUUAUGGUUUGCCAUAUUUGUAUCAAAAUUUUUGGAAUCAUAUUUUUUCCUAACACUUUCAAUGAGGGAUCCUAUUCGUGAAUUAAGUAAUAUGGUGCAUGUUUCUUGUACUGGUGAAAUAUGGUUUGGUGAUUGGUUAUGUUCAAAACAACCUAAAUUUGUAUUAGGAUUAUUAUUUUUAACUAAUUUGGUUUUGUUUAUUUUAGAUACUUACUUAUGGUAUAUCAUUUGGAAUACCAUUUUCUCAGUUUGUCGUUCAUUUUAUGUUGGUGUUUCCAUUUGGAUUCCCUGGAGAAACAUUUUUUCAAGAUUACCCAAGAGAAUAUUUUCAAAAAUCAUAUCAGUCUCUAAUGAAAAGAAUAUUAAAACAAAGUUAUUAAUAUCUCAAGUAUGGAACUCAAUUAUUAUUUCGAUGUACAGAGAGCAUUUGAUUUCCCUAGAACAAGUUCAAAAGUUGAUUUAUAAACUGAUAGACACUCCAGGUGUUGAAGGUGGUUCGAUUCUAAAAGAGCCUAUGUUUUUUGUUUCGCAAGAGGAUCAAUCAUUCAAGUCUUCUUUGUUCAAAAAUCAAUCUGAAGCACAAAGAAGAAUUACAUUUUUUGCUCAAUCAUUGUCAACACCUAUGCCUGAAGUUGGUCCAGUUCAUUUGAUGCCCUCAUUUACAGUUUUAAUUCCGCAUUAUAGUGAAAAAAUCACUUUAUCAUUACGAGAAAUCAUAAGAGAGGAAGAACAAUAUUCUCAUGUUACAAUGUUGGAAUAUUUAAAACAGUUACAUCCUUUGGAAUGGAGUUGUUUUGUAAAAGAUACAAAAAUGUUAGCUGAAGAAUUUGAAACCGAUUCUGGAUCGCUUGAAAAAGAUAAAGAUAAACUAGAUGAUUUACCAUAUUACUCAGUUGGAUUCAAGGUUGCAACGCCUGAAUAUAUUUUAAGAACUAGAAUUUGGGCUUCGUUAAGAUCCCAAACCUUAUACAGAACCAUCUCUGGAUUUAUGAAUUAUGUUAGAGCAAUUAAAUUAUUGUUUGAUGUUGAAAAUCCAGACUCAAGUAUUUUUGGUGGUGAUAAUGAAAAACUUGAACAAGCUGCAAUUAUGGCCCAUAGAAAAUUUAGAAUCAUCACCUCAAUGCAAAGAAUGAAAUAUUUUACAGCUGAAGAAAAAGAAAAUACCGAAUUUUUGUUAAGAGCUUAUCCUGAACUACAAAUUUGUUAUCUUGAUGAAGAAUAUGAUGAAGAAACUGGAGAUAUUACUUAUUAUUCAGCACUAGUUGAUGGAAGCUGUUCAUUUUUGGAAAAUGGUGAAAGAGAACCAAAAUAUCGAAUCAGAUUAUCAGGGAAUCCAAUACUUGGAGAUGGUAAAUCAGAUAAUCAAAAUCAUUCAUUAAUUUUCUGCCGUGGUGAAUAUAUUCAGCUAGUUGAUGCUAAUCAAGAUAAUUAUCUUGAAGAAUGUCUUAAAAUCAGAAGUGUGUUAGCUGAAUUUGAGGAAGCAACUUUUCCUAUUGAUCCUUAUUCAAAUGAUUUGGAAAAUUCUAACUCCGCAUAUCCUGUUGCAAUUAUUGGAACUAGAGAAUAUAUCUUUUCAGAAAAUAUUGGAAUUCUUGGUGAUGUUGCAGCUGGUAAAGAACAAACUUUUGGUACAUUAUUUGCAAGGACUUUAGCUCAUAUUGGAGGUAAAUUGCAUUAUGGUCAUCCUGACUUUUUAAAUGGAAUUUUUAUGACAACAAGAGGUGGUGUAUCAAAAGCUCAAAAAGGUUUACAUUUAAACGAAGAUAUUUAUGCAGGUAUGAAUGUAGUACUUCGUGGUGGAAGAAUCAAACAUUGUGAAUAUAUGCAAUGUGGGAAAGGUAGAGAUUUAGGUUUUGGAUCUAUCCUUAAUUUUACAACCAAAAUUGGUGCAGGAAUGGGUGAACAAAUGCUUUCACGUGAAUACUUCUACUUGGGAACUCAAUUACCUUUUGAUAGAUUUUUAUCAUUUUAUUAUGCCCACCCAGGUUUCCAUUUAAAUAAUGUUUUCAUUAUUGUUUCAAUUCAAUUAUUUUUGUUAGUUGCAUCUAAUUUGGCAGCUUUGAGUAAAGAUAGCAUUAUUUGUGAAUAUGAUAAAUUCAGACCAAUCACGGAUCCUAGAUCCCCAAAUGGGUGUCAUAAUUUAAUUCCAGUUAUACAUUGGUUGCAAAGAUGUGUUUUUUCAAUUUUCAUUGUGUUUAUUAUUUCAUUUGUUCCCUUGGGAGUUCAAGAACUUACAGAGAGAGGGUUUUAUAAAGCUAUUACCAGGUUGGGAAAACAAUUUGCGUCAUUUUCACCACUUUUUGAAGUUUUUGUUUGUAAAAUUUAUGGUCAUUCAUUAGCAAGUGAUAUUUCGAUUGGAGGUGCUCGUUAUUUAGCAACUGGAAGAGGGUUUGCAACAAUAAGAGUUCCAUUUGUUACUUUGUAUUCAAGAUUUGCAGUUGAAAGUUUGUAUUAUGGGGCUAUAUGUGCGCUACUUAUAUUUUAUUGUUCAAUGUCAAUGUGGAUUACCCUGUUACUUUAUUUUUGGAUGUCGAUUAUAGGUUUAUUAAUUUGUCCAUUUUUAUAUAAUCCUAAUCAAUUUUCUUGGAAUGAUUUCUUUUUGGAUUACAAAGAAUAUAUUGCAUGGUUACAUCGUGGUAAUAGUAAAGCAAGAAUAUCAUCUUGGAUUAAUUUUACAAGAUUGAGAAGAAGUAGAAUUGUCGGAGUCAAAAGUAAAAGAUUCAGUGUUAAUGAGGAAAUCAAAGCUGUAAGUGAAGUUAAACCAUCAAGAUUAAAGCUUAUAUUUUCUGAAUCAUUAUUCCAAUUAUCAAUUGUUUCCGUUGUUGGUUUGGCUUAUUUAUUUGCAAAUUCUCAAAAUGAAUCUUACAGAGCACAACCAGUAAACAGUAUUUUAAGAAUUUUAAUAGUAAGUUUUGGCCCGAUUGUUGUUAACUUUGUACUUUUAAUGGCAGUAUUUGUAUUAUCCACAAUUCUUGGUCCAAUAUUAAGUUUAUUUUGGAAGAAAAUACCUUCGUGUUUUGCAGCAUUUGCUCAUACUUUAGCAGUAAUAAAUCAUGUGUUAUUCUUUGAGUUUCUUUGGAUGUUACAAAACUGGAAUUUUGCAAGAACUAUUUUAGGAUUCACUUUAUCUACAUUAAUUCAAUGUUGGUUUUUACAAGUUAUUACCAUAUUAUUUGUUUCAAAAGAAUUUAGACAUGAUAGAUCAAAUCGUUCUUGGUGGUCAGGUAAAUGGGCAACUGCUGGUUUAGGUUGGUACAUUAUUACUCAACCGUUAAGAGAAUUUAUUUGCAAAUUAACUGAAAUGUCUUAUUUUGCAGGUGAUUUGAUUGCAGCACAUGUUAUACUUUAUGCUCAAUUCCCAAUGUUGUUCAUUCCUUAUGCAGAUAAAUGGCAUACAUUGAUGCUUUUUUGGUUGAAACCAGGUAAUCAAAUUAGACCUAGAAUCUUGUCUAAAAACCAGAAAAAGAAAAGAAGAAUCCAGGCGGUUUUAUUCUUCAUAUUAUUCAUUUUUAGUAUGAUUUUAUUUGCAAGUAUCUUUGUGCUUCCUAUUGUUGCAAGAAAGUAUCUUGAAAUUGAUUUUACUCAUUAUCUUCCAGAUUUUUUACUGAUCCAACCACAUGUCUUUUUGGCUGCAAAGAAAGGGUUUUUAAAAGGUUUAGAAAUUAAGCAUUACUAA
Lodderomyces jiufengensis is the source of this 5295-nucleotide messenger RNA. RefSeq names its product Gsl2p (gene GSL2). The transcript has 2 exons. NCBI's taxonomy places the organism in Eukaryota, Fungi, Ascomycota, Pichiomycetes, Serinales, Debaryomycetaceae. Gene Ontology annotation, molecular function: 1,3-beta-D-glucan synthase activity. Gene Ontology annotation, biological process: (1->3)-beta-D-glucan biosynthetic process; fungal-type cell wall polysaccharide biosynthetic process. Gene Ontology annotation, cellular component: 1,3-beta-D-glucan synthase complex; plasma membrane. The record is from RefSeq and is a predicted model, not a curated record. Bases 1 to 5295 code for a protein of 1764 amino acids.